This is a messenger RNA of Haemonchus placei, 441 nucleotides long. The record is from the annotation of a GenBank genome assembly. NCBI's taxonomy places the organism in Eukaryota, Metazoa, Nematoda, Chromadorea, Rhabditida, Trichostrongylidae.
AUGCGCCGUGCACCCUACUUGCCCUGUAAUUGCAAGCAUGUUUGGCCAGCGCCAUAUUCUUAUGUGGAUUUAUCUUACGACAACAUUCCGUUCGUUGGAAAAAUUCCCGUUCUUGGAAAAGAAGGAACUUCGUCCAAAUUGGGAAUCUCUCCUUUCUACCCGCCACAAGGGAACCCUAGCAAUCCUUUCCCACCACUGUACAGAGCUCGUCCACUCCCAUUGCAUGUACCAGAACCUCAAGAUGUGGUCGCGGUGCCCCUUGAUGAAGAAGCUCUACAUGGAGAACCUCUAUUCCCUGCAGAGCUCCUCCUGCCAUCUGAACGAAAAGAAGAAGUUGGCGAGAAAGAGACAAUCGAAAAACCGACUGAUCCAUUUGGAACCACAUCAGAACUUUUUGAGGUAAUCGUUGCUAUUUAUGAGGGAGAGUUUCUAUAUCACUAA